AUAUAGUAGUAAAGUUUUAGUGUAUUUACAUUUUACACCAAGAAAGCCGCGUAGCAGUUUCUUGGUUGUGAUUAUUGAAACGAGGCGUACAGGCGAACUUGAGAUGGUGACUAUGUAGAUCACAAAUUCGCGAACGAUUAUAUAUGGCUGAGGGAGGAGACCAUCACUCUAUACAGGAUGGUUCCGAUGCAUAUGUUGCCUUUACAUGUACACCGUGUAGUGAGGAGGGAACUAGUGAAGAGGCCGUCAAGUAUUGUCUGGAGUGUGACGAAUACCUUUGUACGACAUGCACGAAAUACCACCGUAAGGUGAAAACGUCACGUGACCACAAGCUUGUUGAUAGAGAAGAAGGAAAAAACAAGCCAAAGGUCGCUACGGUGACAACGAAAAUAAAAUGUCGACAGCAUCCGGACAGAGAUAUAGAAAUGUAUUGUGGUACACACGAUAUGGUCUACUGUUUGCUGUGUAUCGCCACAGAACACAGGACAUGUAAAGAUGUGUCUAGUCUAACAGAUGCUGCUGGCUCGAGCUUUCAUAAAAACGAAACUGAUCGUCUGCAAGAAGAAUCCGAGUCUAUGAAAGAGCUCCUGGUGGACAUGGAGAAAACGAAACAAAGGCAUGUCGUUUUACUUAAAGAGAAAAAAAAACACAUUCAAAGAAGAAUUCAAGAAAUAGAAGUAAGCAUGCUAGAGCACAUCAAAACCCUUUCUAAACAAGCAAAUGCUACCCUCGGCGAAACAUAUGCUAAGGUCAAAGACGAGCUAGAAUCAGAUAUUGCCGUGGUGAAUCGUAGAAGGUCUGAAGUGGAGAAGGUAAAUGAACAGCUCCAGUCAAAGACGGAUAAUCAGGAACAACGGUUUGUUAAAGUCAAACUUUGUCAGCAGAUAAUAAAUGACGCAAAAAACAUACAUGCAACAUUUGAAUCGGGUGGUCGAGUAUCAGUUGAGUUUGAGGAAAGUUCAAAUGUGAAGGAACAGUUCUUGGAGGUCAAAAGUCUCGGAAAUAUAGAACAAUUUCGUGUAGAUAGAAAGAAAGAAAUACAACGCCAAAAAGAGGUGAAUGUUAAAAUGCUAAACGACCAGGAUACCUGUUGGAUAAUUGAUAUUUGCAAGCUUGAUAGCGGACGUUUCAUUUUGGCAGACGUUUAUAACAAGAAAGUAAAACUAAUGGAUACAGAUCAUAAUGUGAUCAAUCACUUUAGUGUCCAAGGUCGUCCGACUGGCAUUUGUAAAAUAAGUCAUAAUGAAGUAGCGGUAAAGUUAGGUACUAACAGCAUAGAAUUGUUGUCAGUAGAUACUCGUAUUUCUAAACUUAGAAGUAUUUCCGUUAAACAAGGAGGUAAUUACAGGGGUAUGGCGUACACAAACGGGACGUUUUGGGUAGGGAAAUCACCAGGUGUUGACGUGUACGACAUAAAUGGGACAUUUGAAAAAUCUGUUGCAAAAUUUGAACCGAGCCAGAUGACUGUUUUUCAGAACUCUGUAUAUUUGACUGAUAACAGUGACGGCAUCGUCUGUUUGAAGAGCGAUGGUACGAAAAGAGCAGAAUUUCGAGACAGUAGACUGGAGAGUACAAGUGGUAUAUGUAUAUCGUGUGAUGGUACAGUAUACACUGUUGACCAUGUGUCCAAAAAGAUUGUCAUGUUCAGUCAGACUAGGAAAUGUCUGGGAGAACUGCUUCCCAGUAUCCCCAGUGGGAUAAUUCCAGAAUCGCUGUGCUACGAUGAUAAAAACAAUUGUAUAUUAAUUGGUAAUCAACCAUCCAAUACAGUUACUGUGCUUUAUUUAAGUGACUGAGAAUUAAAGAUAAAUAGAGUAUGAAGACAUGCAUGUACAAUAAAACAAACGCAAUUUAUUUGGAUAUUUACCGUUUCCGCGGGCGUUAUCACUGCAAUGCAUUAAUUAUAUCAAACCUGAUAUAGUAACCCUUAGCUGUAUUCGAAACUUUGUCAUAUUUGUUAAGUCUAUCCAACAUAUCACCAUGAUCCAUUAAUCCAGUAAAAUCAUGUAAAAUACUUCACAAAACGCGGAAAAUAGCUACUUUAGGGCAAAACAUAAAAGGGGCAUGAGACCUACUCCAAAAAUUCUAAUAUGGCUGAAAAAUCCAAUACGAAAUACCUGAUAUCAUGUAUAAUCAAUUAUAUAAUUUUGUGUUUAUUGCGGACAUUUUUACGGUUAAAUGACAUUGAUGAAAUAAUGUUUGUACAUACUUAUGCCUGUCAUGAUAUUCUCACUGUUGCAGUUUUACUGUAUUCGUCCAUUACAUUAUUCCCCUCCUGAUGGUACUUCUAAAUUAAUGUAGAACAAUCCGAAAGAGUAGUUUGCAUGUCUUAUAUGUCUUACAGGAACAUAUUGCUUAAAUUAAUGCAGACUAAGAUAUCCCGACUGCUUUUAAGAAUUAUGAAGUUACACGGGUCAUAUUACAAAUGUACACGAUUUCUCCACUUUCAUAGCUCAAAGGGAUGUCUUCGUUUAGAAGUUCCUAUUAUCACCUUUUAAGUUUUUCAAGCAUAUUUAAAUGGUAGAAAGAAUCCAACCAACGAUUAAUUUUAAACGAUUACCUUUAAAGUUAAUUAAGUAAAAUAUCUAUAACUUAGAGUAUGAGCUUUGAUAACUUCCUGCUUGAGGACAUUUGAAUCUUUUCUAUAAUAAUGAUGAGAUAUCCACUGGAGUCGUGUGUGCAUAUCUAAUAUGUGCAGCACAUGUUAGAAUAAGUCAUCGUGAGCCUUAAAGCAGCAUGCCUCCAGAUUUGGCUAAAAAAUAAUUUUUCUUUCAAAUUGAAGUCUGGUCAUAUUAUGAACAUUAGAAUAUGAAUUUUUGUUUCUAAAAUAUUUUAAAAGUUCCAAAUCAAGAAAAAAAUAUGACCGCGCCGGGAAUCGAACCCCGGACCGCCGCGGCAAUAAAGAUAUUUUCCCGUCGUCGUAACCAAUAGCGCUAUAGCUGAAGUAGUGAAUAAUGACUUCGAAAUAUAGAUAUUUAUAAUCGAGACAGUUUACCUGGAGUAAAAGCGUGACAAACGCUUUUCGAAUUUCGUAAAAAGUAGUAAAAACAGCAAAUUCUCAUGUGUUUCCGUAACAUAAAGUUUGUCAGUAAUUAAGUUUUAAAGCCUUCUUAAGAAAUAUAGCAUUUAUUUCAAGAUAUCUAAAAAAAUGUUUUGUUGUCGAACGAUCUGGAGGUAUGCUGCUUUAAACAAUGAUUUCACAUAAUACGUAGUAUGUUUUACCAGGGUUAAGUCAAAAUUACUUGUCAUAUUUUUUCUGUAUGGUUAUAAUAAAACCUAUAAUUAUCAUUCAUGUCAAAAAACAGAAACUGACAGAACUAAGUAAUAUAACAUGUGAUUAGAUGUUUGUUUUCAUAUCACAUUAGAUGACUGAAUGAGAAGAUUUGAAAUUAGAUUUUAUUCUCUCGAUUCUGACAAUUCUUCACAUUUCUCCUUAGAUAAUAAUCUCCAACUCUACCCCUCAUGCGUACACUCCUCAUUUCAAUUUAAGAAAGUUUUUACAUUAUUAAACAAGACCAGUAAACGUAAUGGUUUUACAGCUUUUCUCCGCAACACAUUAAUAUCUUCACCAUUUGAAUAAUGUAUGGUAACCUAAUAACUUUUUGUCAUAACCAUCGCCUAAACUGGAUAUCGAACUUGAAGUCGAGACUCCUACGCUCCACUUGAUUUGGUAAUAACUGCAAAUAAUACAGAAUUCUUCCUGAAAUCUGUGACAAUCUGCUCAUAAAAAUCUGUCAUCGAGGCUCGUCCGAAAUCAUUUCUUCGUAUGACCGACAGCUUCCACAAGAUCUUAUUACAGAUUUUAUAAACUGUCAUAACCUAAUUGCGGUGUGACGGCUGUAAAAUACUUUUACUUAGUACUGUUAUAUUUUAUGGGCCUUAUGGAUUAUCAUAGGAGUCUGUUUAACUAUAAUAGAUUUCCGCUAACGCCGGUGCUAGAAGGUAUGAGUGAUAAUCAUAAUGGCUAUUUAUUACCUCUCAUGAACAGGUCAUGCUGUCAUUUUACUUGGCUGCGUUCCUUGCUACCAAAUGUUUCAACAGCAGUCUUUAAUUCAAUGCUGGGUAGUGGUUGUAUAAAGUCUCCACGUACUUGCGCUUGGUGCCAUUAUACGAGUAUUUUCUGGCAUAUUAGGAUCAUGAAGUCCAUUCAGUUUUACUUCUAUUCCGAUUUAGCCAAGAGGCAUGAGAGGUUUUGUGCAUUUCAUUACAUUUCUUAGUGAAUCUUUUAACUUGCUUGGUCCAAAAGAUAUUCUUAUGACUUCUAUUUUCUUACAUAAGAUUCUUAUAUUUCCACAACUGUACAUCUGUAUGGUUAUUUAAGUAUCUGGUUAGUCAAGUUACUAUAGUUUGCCUUUACAAUUAUAGCAGGCUAUACAAUAUGUCAAAUAGUACAUAACAACUCGGUAUACUACAUGGAGAACAUCGCUUUUAAAAGUUUUUUAUUAAAAAACGCCAAAUGACUAAAUGCGUUACAAACAACGUACUAUAGCAAGUUUAGAAAAGUCAUUAACAAAUUCAAUGAAAUCAAAAGACAAAUUAGUUUUAGUCAUUUUAAUUUUUACAAUUUAUGCAUUUUAAAUGGUUUAGGGUAAGUUUCUUUGUUUGUAAUUGGGAGCUGUUUUAUUCCACGAAAUUAUCAACUGUACACAUUUCUACAAAUAUACUGAUGUUUAAAAAAUUACUUUGAUCAUGUAACAACAACAAAUCGAGGGAGAACCUGCAAGUUGUAUAUUGUGUUUCUCUUAAUUAGAGGUGGUUAAACAGGUUUUGAUCAAAUAACGUAUUUGGUCGAAAGUUUGAUAAAUUAUUAUCUAUAUUUAUUCGUAUUCACUGGCUGCUUAAUAUACAUGAUGGAAUUUCGCUUGAGGUAUUUUCAAAGUUUGAUUUUGUUGUCCUCGUUGUCCAACCAAGAUAGAGUUACUUUGGUAUAUGUAUAAAUUUAAUAAACAUACUUUGCCUAUGGAAUCAUGUGAAUAUAUAGAUUAUUGUAUUAUAUUUGUCAAAUAUUUACACUGACAAAUAUAUGUAUAGCCGAAAUUCAUUAGAAAUGCAAGUUUGUAAAAAUAUAUUUACCUCCCUUUACAUAUCUUGAUUGGGAAUUUAUGAAUUCCGAAGCUAGCACUGUUUUUAAAAACUUGUCUUUUAGUUCAGAAUGUUGAAAUAUCCUAAUAUCUAUCAAAUGCCAACGUAAAAUUAGAAACUAUAUUGAAAUCAAAAGCAAUACACUUUUUAAUACUUUGGUAUUAAAGAGGAGUCAUUACAAAUUUUCAUAAAAAAUAAUAAAACAUAAAUUUCUGAUAGGGAUCUGACUCUAUGACAUAAGCCAUUUUGUUUCUUGAAUAAAACUCGAUUAUAAUAUGCUUAGGUAUGAAAAAAAUGUCACAAAAUGUUGCUCAAAUGUGAAUAACCGCCUAGAAGCGGAAAGCAAUUUAAAAUUAGUUUUCGUUUUGUUGGGUUUAACGUCACACCGACACAAUUAUAGGUCAUAUGGCGACUUUCCAGAUUUUAUGGUGACGGAAGAUCCCAUUUGUCCCUUCAUGCAUUUCAUCACGGGCGGGCACCGUGAUAGAACCACCGACCUUCCAUAAGCCAGCUGGAUGACUUCAUCACAUGCAGAAUUCAAUGCCCCGAAUUAGACUCGAACCCACAUCGAUGAAAGACAAGUGAUUUGAAGUCAGUGACCUUAACAACUCGAUCAUUGAGCCCCCUUCAAGUUAGUGGUCACUACAUAACAAGAACAUGUACCCUGUCUAACUACACAAAGACAAAAUCGUAUGAAGUACCAAUACAUUUUAAUUUACCCUAAGUAAUAGCUUGUUUGAAACAAAGAUAAACAGACGGUUUUAACUCGAAAUUGUUAAGGUAGCGUAUGACUUAUUCCAUUCGCUAAAAUCUUCAAAAAAAAUGAAAUAUGUAUGAGCUUGACUGUAUGCUUAAAUCAAUAAAUUGUGUUCUGUUU
Molecule: messenger RNA, 5959 nt
Organism: Mercenaria mercenaria
Lineage: Eukaryota; Metazoa; Mollusca; Bivalvia; Venerida; Veneridae
Exons: 3
Coding region: 144-1796 (550 amino acids)
Biological process (GO): positive regulation of DNA-templated transcription
Cellular component (GO): nucleoplasm; chromatin
Molecular function (GO): zinc ion binding; ubiquitin-protein transferase activity
Source: RefSeq, a predicted model, not a curated record